ACUUCGUGUAUUUAUCAGUUGAAGGUCACCGUAUGCUUAGGCUAUUCUGUACACAAAAAUCUUACUAGAGAAGUAGAGAAAAGAAAAUCAAUAUUUUACGUGCUAAUAUUAUCUUAUUACAAUGAUGGAUAGCCUGUUUUCCCUAGAAUAUCUAGGGACGUUGUUGACCGGUAUAGUAUGUGUUAUUUUAACAGCGGCCUGGUAUUUACAUCAACAACACCUGAAGUAUGACCAUCUACCUGGACCUCCACGAGACAGUUUCUGGAGUGGCCACCUUCCAUCCAUCCAGAAAGUGAUAUCAGAUGGAGGAAUUUUUGAUGACUACAUUCUGGAAUUAACUAAAACUUAUGGCAAGAUACUACGGUUAUGUAUGUGGCAUCAGACAUUUGUAAUCGUCGCCGACCCCGAACUUGUCAAGGAAGUUCUAGUGACAGGAAAUCAUCCUAAAUCUAAAACAAUAUAUGCCAACUCAACACAUUUGUUUGGUGCCAGAUACCUUGGGAGAGGAAUUGAAAGUGAGACGGACCAAAAAUUUUGGAUAAUACAGCGUAUGCAUUUAGACCACUGGUUUAAACCUCAGCAUCUUCGCCGUUUCAACGCCGACAUUAAUGAGUUUGCUGACAGUCUUGUACGCCAGAUGGAGCAGUGUGCGGACGGGAAAACACAUGUUCCAAUGGAGAAGUUGUUUCAUAAAGUUACUCUCCAUCUUCUUUCUAAGGUUGCAUACAAUUUUGACCUCGGGAAGCUGGACGAAAAGUCUCAUCCUUUCGCAUAUUAUUUGGAGUUUGCAUUAUCUGCUUUUAUAAAGAAAGUGUUGGACCCGUUUUUCAGUCUGAAUCCUUUAAACUGGAGAUAUUGUUUAGAAGUUCGAAAUGUGGUAAAACAGCUAAGAUUACACGCCAAAGAUCAAAUAACUGAAAGAAAGAAAGCGAAGCUAAGAGGAGACCAUGUUCCCUAUGACCUCCUGGAAUCCUUCCUUGAACUACAAGAGAAAAGGCCGUUAGAAAUAACAGAUGCUAUUUUGGUGGACAAUUUCGUGACCUUCCUCAUAGCUGGCGAAGACACCACAGCCAAUACACUCAGUUUCAUGAUUUUUCUUCUGUCCCAGAAUCCUGAAUGUUACAAAAAAUUACAGGAGGAAAUUGAUACCAACGUGGCUGCCGUGUCUGUAAUAACACCUGAUGAGAUUGACGACUUACCUUACCUGGAUAUGGUGAUGAAGGAAACACUUCGUCUUUAUCCGAUCAUCAAGUCAACUUACAGAGAAACUGGACGCGAAUGUAAUAUAGGAGGGUAUACCCUUCCUAUCGGAACUGAUAUAGUGGUGAGUUUUUACGCCACGAGCAGAUCUUCCAAAACAUUGACAGAUCCUCAUCUCUUCAUACCCGAACGAUUCGACUCAAAGGCAAAAGAAAGAGUUGCUACAUACGUGUCUACCCCGUUUUCAGCUGGCCCGCACACUUGUAUUGGAAAGAAAUUUGCACAGAUAGAAACAAAGAUCAUAAUGGCAAAGAUCAUCCAAACCUUUGACUUCGAGCUGGUUCCGGGACAAGCCAUGGGUACCAUUGAUAAAACCAUGCUACACCCUGCAGGUGGCGCCACGUGCUUUCUGCGACAAAGGAAGGAUACAUAGAGGACAAAAGGCAAAGAUUGAAGAAUAAGAAUCAAAACAUUUAUAGCGUCUUGAAUGUGUAAUUUAUAUAAGUAACAAUACCCGUCGCUCUUCGUUCGUAAUACAACGUUCACAAUGUUGAAUAUAAUUCACAUUUUUGUAGUAUCUGCUUUGAUUAUUUUGGCAAUUAUUAAAUUUUGUGUUGAAUACCCGUCCCCUCAAUAUGUAGAUUAUAUUUAAAGCUCGCGUUAUAUAGUUUUGCAGUAUACUUAUGAUACGUUUUUGUAUCAUUUUUUCAUCUUGGCAUGAAUCGAUUCGGAUAUCAAAAUUAUAUAUCACAAAUCUACAUAAUUCAUUAUAUGAUUUUGAUUAAUUUUGUUAUUGUUUCAUAGAGCCUAAUAAUUAAGUGCUAAAGUUAUUCUAGUUGGUAUAUUGUGACCACCUCAAUUGUAAUCUUCAGAACGUCGGUAAUGAUAUAUUCCAAUUCCUGUCCGAUAUAUUGACUUAAAGGAUAAAGAAUAUAAAUAUACUGUGUUGACUCUUGUAUCUGAAAAAAAUGUAUAAGUAGUGCCAUCGCCUAUAUUGUAAGCGAAUUGUUUGUUUUAACAUUUUGUAAAAUGCGUCAUUUUGAAUAGAUGAUAUAUUUUUAAUAAAUUAAGUGUAUAUCUAUU
Molecule: messenger RNA, 2283 nt
Organism: Pecten maximus
Lineage: Eukaryota; Metazoa; Mollusca; Bivalvia; Pectinida; Pectinidae
Product: cholesterol 24-hydroxylase-like
Exons: 14
Coding region: 122-1633 (503 amino acids)
Biological process (GO): cholesterol catabolic process
Molecular function (GO): iron ion binding; cholesterol 24-hydroxylase activity; heme binding
Source: RefSeq, a predicted model, not a curated record